CUAUAAAGGACAGAUCUAUCGUUGCCGGUUGCUGCUCUAUCUGAUAUAUAUAUUCCGUGUUUGAUAAAGUCUGUGCGCUCGAUACGUUUUUUGAUUUGAUCGAAUUCAUGAAUCAUUGCUGAUCGAUUAAAUCGUGUUAAAAAAUAAUAUUGUGCAUUUAAGAUUUUGAAUUUAGCAGAAUUUGAUCAAAAUGUCAACUACAUCACAGAAGCACAGGAACUUUGUGGCAGAGCCUAUGGGGGAUAAACCUGUGACCGAGCUCGCUGGUGUUGGAGAAGUCUUAGGGAAAAGAUUAGAAGCUGCAGGUUUUGAUAAAGCAUAUGUAGUACUAGGACAAUACUUAGUGCUAAAGAAAAAUAAGGAAUUAUUUCAAGAGUGGAUGAAGGACGCAUGCUCGGCUAAUGCAAAACAAUCUACAGAUUGUUAUCAGUGCCUAACUGAUUGGUGUGAAGAAUUUUUGUAAAGUAAUUGUGACAUAAAUUUAACCAGAAUGUGUUUUUUAAAGAACAGAGUAUUAAGUACACAUUUUUAUAAUAUUAACCAAAUAAGAUUUACAUUUGACUGGAACGUAUAUUUUUUUAAGAGCAGAAUAUUUAACUAUGCAGUUAUACAACAUUAACAUAAAUAUAAAAUUUACAGUUUGUUUAUUUUAUAAAACUGUAAAACUAAAUAUUCUGUUUCUAGAAAAAUAUAAAUUUCAAAUUUGUCAAUUAUAUAUCUAUUAUAAUUAUAAACAUUAAGAAAAAUUGUUGCACUUUAAUCAGUACAAAAACUAAAAAAAACGUGCGGUUUUAGAUAUAAGAACACUGAUAAAUCUAAAUAUAAUUAUAUGUGAACAUGGAAAAAAAAUAAAAGCAAACUUUAUUCUUGACUAAAUAA
This is a messenger RNA of Formica exsecta, 879 nucleotides long. RefSeq names its product barrier-to-autointegration factor (gene baf). The transcript has 3 exons. The record is from RefSeq and is a predicted model, not a curated record. Gene Ontology annotation, molecular function: DNA binding. Bases 191 to 463 code for a protein of 90 amino acids. Lineage: Eukaryota; Metazoa; Arthropoda; Insecta; Hymenoptera; Formicidae.